AUGGCGCCAAGCGGCCACAAUACACCGCGUGGCAGUAUUGUUACCUCAGUUGUAGCACCGGGAGAAUAUAUUCAUUUCGAUCUACGAUCACAAAUAUUGAAAGAACUGUUGAACUCUUGUUAUAUGACUAGUGACUUGUCAGACUUGCAAUUAGACAUUCAUACAGACAGAUGUGCUUUAGAUAAGUCUGGAUGUAUUCAUGUCUGGCCUAUUCAGUGUAGAAUUGCAAAUCUGCCAAAUAGCAAGCCAAUCGUUGUAAGUGUUUAUAAGGGUAAGCAAAAACCAUCUGACUCAAAUAUUUUCUUUAAAAAACUUAUCACCGACAUUGGGUGUCUUAUUUCUUCUGGUGGCAUUACUUUUAAUAGUUCCACGGUACCAAUUACAGUACGAAACUUUAUAGCUGAUGCACCAGCUCGGGCAUUUGUACUUAAUCAUGCCGGACAUGAGUCUUUCAAACCUUGUUCGAAAUGUACAAUUCGUAGCGUUAAAGCAGAUGGUCGCACUGCCUUCACCGGUGUUGAUCACUCUCUACGUACCGAUGACGAAUAUGUUAGAUGUGCAGAUGAACAACAUCACAAAGGUGUAAGUCCUUUAUCUCUGAUACCAAUGGGACUGGUAUCCCAGGUUCCUUUUGAAUACAUGCAUAUUGUGUGCCGUGGUGACAUGAAAAAGUUAUUCUCUGCCUGGGUACAUGGCAAGUACACUCGUUCAACAAAAUUAUCCAGAAGACAGAUUGAACUCAUGUCUUCAAGAAUGCAUAUCUUGUGCAAAUAUUGCCCUUCAGAUUUUGCACGACGUCCUAGACCCAUACAAGUCUACCUCAAGUAUAAGGCUACAGAGUUCCGCCAAUUUCUUCUUUACACGGGACCUGUUGUUACAUUUGGUGUGCUGAACGAGGAAGUUCAUUAUCAAGUCGCCAUAUUAAGAUCGCUCUCGGAAGAUUUGUUGUUCGCAGCGAACAAUUAUAUGGGCCAACUUUUAAUUCUUAUAAUAUUCAUGAACUCCUGCAUCUCGCCAAUGAUGUUAGACGUCUUG
Messenger RNA from Ceratina calcarata, 1035 nucleotides. RefSeq lists its product as uncharacterized. The record is from RefSeq and is a predicted model, not a curated record. Lineage: Eukaryota; Metazoa; Arthropoda; Insecta; Hymenoptera; Apidae.